AUGCUUGCCCUGUUUGCUCUGCUGCUUGUCUGCGGGCUACCGGCCUGGGCUCAGUCCUUUCCCUCCGUCUUCAAGAAUGUGAAUCUGGUGCGCAAUACCAAUCUGGAGAAAGGCUACCUCCGGGAAACCAUCAACGUCGUCGUGGAGAAUGUCGACCAGCGUCCUCAUUACAAGUACUAUCUCCCUCUGGCCGCGGAUCUCGUUAACAAGCUGGGUGGCUUGGAAGUCCGGGAUAAGCAGUCCCCAGAGAAAGGACGGUUCGCGGUGAAAGCCGUCGAGACGAGUUCAUCCAGUGAUUUCCAGUACUAUAUGAUCCAGCUGCCCGAGCCUCUCGCCCCCAAGUCCCAGAUCACCCUGGGGAUCUCCUACUACGUACUCUCGACUCUCCAUCCUCGUCCAGCUACCAUCGGUCAAUCUGACCGGCAAUAUCUCGUUCACACCUUCUCAGCCUACGUCCCCUCAGUCUAUCCCACCGUCACCCAGAAGACCAAGCUGAAGCUACCGAGUACCAAUGUUCCCGACCACACCUUGACCGAGGGUCUUAAGUCCGGCGCGGACCCCGAACGCCAGGGCACUACUUACACCUACGGACCAUACUCGACGGCCAACGUUGCGCCCGACACCACGUACCCCGUCAGCGUCCGCUACGAAUUCACCAAGCCAGUCAUCACGGCGUCGCUACUGGAACGGGAUCUGGAAGUGUCCCACUGGGGCGGCAAUUUGGCGACCGAGGAGCGGUACUGGUUGCGCAACAAUGGCUCCCAGCUCCAGAACUGGUUCUCCCGCGUGGAAUGGACCCUCAGCAACUUCCAGCAGCUGCCGUCCUCGUCCAUCCGCGAGCUGAAGUACCCCUUGAAACCGGGCUCCGUCGACCCCUACUUUAUCGACGACAUUGGCAACGUCUCCACCAGCCACUACCGCCCUGGUAAGGCCAACCGCGACGGUUCCUUGGAGCUGCGUCCUCGCUAUCCGGUAUUCGGCGGCUGGAACUACACCUUCCGCAUUGGCUGGAACAACGAGCUGUCGACCUUCCUGCGCCGUGCCGUUUCCAGUGCCGACACGUACGUCCUCAAGGUCCCUUUCAUCGAAGGACCCAAGGCGCCCGAGGGCGUACAGUACGAAAAGGCCGUUGUCCGCGUCAUUCUCCCCGAGGGCGCCCGGAAUGUACGCUACGAGGUGAUCGACGGAGCUGCCAGUAAUGGUCUCCCUGCCGCCGACCAGAUCCAGUCCCACGUGUCCAGCCAUAAGACGUUCAUGGAUACCUUGGGUCGCACCGCAUUGACCUUGACGGUGGAGAAUCUGUCCGACGAGGCCCGCGAUUCUCAGCUAGUGGUAACCUAUGACUAUUCCUUCUGGGAUGGAAUGCGCAAACCAGUCACCAUCACUGCGGGCCUGUUGACGGUUUUCGUGGCCGCAUGGGCUGUGGGCAACAUUGACGUGAGCAUCAAAAAGCGGUAG
Molecule: messenger RNA, 1458 nt
Organism: Aspergillus tanneri
Lineage: Eukaryota; Fungi; Ascomycota; Eurotiomycetes; Eurotiales; Aspergillaceae
Gene: OST1
Product: dolichyl-diphosphooligosaccharide--protein glycotransferase subunit OST1
Exons: 3
Coding region: 1-1458 (485 amino acids)
Cellular component (GO): membrane; oligosaccharyltransferase complex
Source: RefSeq, a predicted model, not a curated record